UCUCGGCAUUUUUUUACUGGUUGUUUCUUUGCAACCAAAGCUAUCGCGUUUCGGUGUCUGAAAACAGUUUAAAACAAUUUGUGUGCUGAUUUUUACAUCGUUUUAGCUGAAAUAUCCAUAAAUACUUCGUUGCGGUGCGUUGUCCUUUCGGGGGAGUAGCGCCAACGAAAGAAAAAAAUCAGCGAACUCCUUGCAAAUCGCCAACCAGUAAGACACAGGACAGACGUACACCGCGCUAAAUUGAUGUAGAAGAGAAACCAGUCUCCAUUAGCAUCGAAAGGCGCCGUAAAGAAUGGCGAAUGGAUACUAGCAAAAAGUUUACGGUAAGCAGUCGCCCUGGAAAUUUCUACACCGGAACCAGGCAAAUCUUCCACCACUAAAGCAGCAAAGAUUCCGUAUCGGUCCCCAACAAGAAAAACUCGUCUGUCCGUGAAGUUUUAGCCGCAAGUGGGCGAUAGUGGACAAAAGUUGUGAAUCGCCAAUUUGUGUUGGUUUUGUAUGUGUGCUGACUGUGUAUGUUUGGUGCAACGUGUAGAAAACAUUCUAGCCUAAUGCGAGGACGGGCCGAAAAAGAAGAAAAAAGCGUGGAAGAAGCGAAACUAAAAUAGAAGAAGCGAAAGCUAGAAAAAACAACGAAGAGGGACGGUUGACACGGUACAGGAAGGACCAUCGUUUGAAAAAGAAAGCACCACAGCAAACAUCUUGCACCCGUAAAGGUCGGACCAGCUGCUUGAGCUGAGGGACUCGUAAAGGCAAUGCCAUCAGCGGUUAGUGGCGGCGGAGGUCACGGCGGCGGUGGUGGCGGUGGAGGCAACAUGAAUCCGCAGACGAACGAAGAAUGUGGCAUCCGGGACGUGUGGCGCCACAAUCUGGACGAGGAGUUCCGCACUAUACGGCUGAUCGUGCAAAAGUAUCACUACGUAGCGAUGGACACGGAGUUCCCCGGUGUGGUUGCACGACCGGUGGGUGAAUUCCGUUCGUCAGCCGACUACCAGUACCAGAGCCUGCGCUGUAACGUGGAUCUGCUGCGCAUCAUUCAGCUCGGUCUAACGUUUAUGGACGACGAUGGGCGUACGCCGGCCGGCUUUUCAACGUGGCAGUUUAACUUCAAGUUUAACCUGAACGAGGAUAUGUACGCGCAGGAUUCGAUCGAUCUGCUGCUAAACUCGGGCAUACAGUUUAAAAAGCACGAGGAAGACGGUAUCGACCCGCUGGACUUUGCCGAACUGCUCAUGACGUCCGGCAUCGUGCUGAUGGACAACAUCAAGUGGCUGAGCUUUCACUCCGGGUACGACUUUGCCUACCUGCUGAAGCUGCUCACCGAUCAGAACCUGCCGGCCGAGGAGGGCGACUUUUUUGAGCUGCUGCGAAUCUACUUCCCGACCAUCUACGACGUCAAGUAUCUGAUGAAGUCGUGCAAAAAUCUCAAGGGCGGCUUGCAGGAGGUCGCCGACCAGCUGGAGCUACGGCGGGUCGGUCCGCAGCAUCAGGCCGGCUCGGAUUCACUGCUCACCGGAAUGGCGUUCUUCAAGAUGCGAGAGAUGUUCUUUGAGGACAAUAUUGACAAUGCCAAGUAUUGUGGUCAUCUGUACGGGCUAGGCACACCCUUCGUCGCGAACGGCAACAAUACGACGCCUGGUGGUGGCGGCGGUGGAAGCGGCGGCGGUGGUGGUGGUGGUGGUGGUGGUGCCGGUGGUGGCACAGGCGGCAGUGGCGGUACUACCGGAACCGGUGGCACCGGCAGUGUCACCUCGUCCGGCACUGGCAACACAGGCAACAGCAACACGGCCAACAACAACAACAGCAACAACAACAGCAAUAGUACGAAUUAAUUUCUACCCUAAUUCCUUCCCUCGGUACACACGGUCACGGUAAACCGGAGCGGUAGAACCAGCGGACAAGUAGACCACGUCGCUAGUAGAACAACAUCCCGCAGCCGGACAACCGCACACCACCACGGUCGGAAGUACAUUGGGCAGCAGCAACAUUCAGCGCACCAGCAUAGUUUCCUUCCUCCCCGUUCUUGGAUAAGUGACCACCUCCUGACUGGUGGCAGUGGUCUGGACUGGCGGAUAUUGGACGAUCCAGCAUGCCGGCACCAUUCCUGUGCGUGCCACUGUGAGGGCAUAUAAUGUGUUGGCUUGCAACCAUCUGUAAAGAAAAGAAAAAAAAACCUCGAUCGAUUAAUUGUGUGUGAGUGUGUGAGUGUGUUGCAGACAAGCUAACGAUAAGAUCUAAAAAGUUUAUAAUAAUGACCCACGAAAAGUGAUUAUUUGUAAGAGCCGAAAUUCAGCAGGUGUAAUAAAACAGUACGAAAUGUAAAAUACGAUUAA
Anopheles stephensi (Asian malaria mosquito) is the source of this 2333-nucleotide messenger RNA. RefSeq names its product CCR4-NOT transcription complex subunit 7 (gene Pop2). The record is from RefSeq and is a predicted model, not a curated record. The transcript is spliced from 5 exons. Lineage: Eukaryota; Metazoa; Arthropoda; Insecta; Diptera; Culicidae. Bases 756 to 1832 code for a protein of 358 amino acids. Gene Ontology annotation, molecular function: poly(A)-specific ribonuclease activity; nucleic acid binding. Gene Ontology annotation, cellular component: CCR4-NOT complex; CCR4-NOT core complex; P-body.